CCGCGCAAGUGCACUUGCGUCUCACCGUUACCAUAGCGACUGGUCCUCCCGACAGCAGAUCUUCUCUGCCUUGUAAACAUCUGAGCAACUGCAGCUCCGGAGGCCGGGGUCACUGGCGGCAGGUAGGAAACUAUGUGAAAGAAUCUUCUGGUGUCAGAAUUUCUGGGUGUCACUGGAACAUUUGAUCAUCAUUCCUUUGGCAAUUCCAGCCUUCUCUGGAAGGUCAGUAGAAGCAAUUGAUUUAUUCACCUCUACAGGAAUCAGACUCGGCCUAUUUUGAUUUUCAGUGAAUUAUGCCUUUUCGGUUUGGGAUCCAGCCAAGGAGGUUUCCAAUGGAAGGGGGAGACCCUUCAGUUGGGCUGGAGCCUGGGCUGAGCUCCAAUGCUUCCUGUAACGGGAAAGAGAUGUUACCAAGCAGGCAACUCCGAAGAUGCCCUGGAAAUCAUUGCCUGACAAUAACUGAUGUUCCCAUCACUGUCUUUGCAACAAUGCGAAAGCCACCUGCACAAAGCAGCAAGGAAAUGCAUCCUAAAUAGCAUCAUUAAGUCUUUUGUAGAGGUUUGACUAAGUCAAGGGUAAUGGACCAGUAUCAUCUUAUGACCUGGUAAGCAAAUAAAAGUGGUGGCACCUUUGGAUGGUGA
Molecule: messenger RNA, 641 nt
Organism: Balaenoptera musculus (blue whale)
Lineage: Eukaryota; Metazoa; Chordata; Mammalia; Artiodactyla; Balaenopteridae
Gene: FAM229B
Product: family with sequence similarity 229 member B
Exons: 4
Coding region: 294-536 (80 amino acids)
Source: RefSeq, a predicted model, not a curated record